AUUUGUAUAGCCAGUGAGUGAUUCUCUGGAUGGAAAAUUUGGAUGGAGGCGAAGCCAUUACCCAUUAAAAAAGCUCGGAAAGAUGGCUAGGAAGAAACCCGGCCCAUGUUGCUGAACCAGAUUGCCAUCACCGAGCUCGCGACUUGGGAAGAAGAAAUUGCGCUAUGAACACGUAAGGCGCAAGCUAGACUCUGCCCCAUUCACAUACAUUACAUCCCAACACACUCAGGAUAACGCCGAGCCUUCUCUCUCUCUCUUUCUCUCUCUUAGUCCUACUCUGUCACCCCCACCCUUUUCUUGUUUACACCAUCUUCUCUCUCCCUCUCUAUAAAAAAAAUCGUAAAUUAUAUCCUAACCUAUGUGAGAAUUUUUUCCAUUUCUCUCUGGCUUGAGGCUUCUAUAAAAUAUAAAUACAUUUCAAUUUGUACGAGAAAUAGCAUAUUUUGUUUACGAAUUCCUUAAGUUUUCUCUCUCUCUUUCUGUGUGUUCGGAGGCAGUUGGUGAGAGCUUGCCGAAACAGAUCCCCCUUCUUGCAGACUCUGCUAUAUCGAUCUUUUUGAUCAAAGUUCCUGACAUUCCCUUACUCAAUUUCCUCUUUUUCCUCGAACUUCCUUGUCGGGCCUCUCUAUCUGUCUGUUCGGAAUUUCUGCUUGCUUCCUGGGUCGGAUUUUGUCUGUUGCUCUGUUUCUGGGAAUUUAUUUCAAAUUAGGGUUUAUGGGCUAUAUUUUCGAAAUUGGCUCUUCGACGUGAAAUUUGUGGGGCUCUGGUUGUUUGAAUUCUGAUCGAAGUUGUGACUUUGAUUAAUGCUGUGAUAUUUCCCGUUGAGAAUGAUAAUCAAGCGGAACCUGAAAACCCAAAUGCCGAGUCUGAAACGGUGCAAACUCGGUGACUCGGCUGGGGACGACGAUGACUGCUCUGCGGCUCGAAAGAAGAGGAAGGCUAAUGGGUAUUACCCUUUGAAUCUUCUCGGUGAUGUCGCCGCCGGUAUACUUCCUGUUAGCUUCCAUGGCUUACUAGGCGCUGGUGUUUCUGAGAAGGGCUUCUCUGCAUCAUGGUGUGCGGAAGUCUCGUGCUCCCCUGUUGAGGCGGAGUCAAAGUCGAAGGGCCCAAACUCUAUAACAGCUAAGAUGAAUCGGCCUGCGGAGGAACCACGGCCGCCGCUGGUCAGAACGUCAAGGGGCCGAGUUCAGGUACUCCCUUCGCGUUUCAACGAUUCAGUUAUUGAGAAUUGGAGGAAAGAGAGUAAGACGAACUCUCGUGAUUAUAGUUUUGAAGACGAACUUGAUAGUAGAAAGGAGAAUAGUUUUAGGACAGUGAAAUCAUACAAUCAGAAUACCAGAAAAGGGAGAAACGAUGAUAAAAUUGGCUAUAAGUCUCGGAAAUAUUCGGCAUUAUAUGAGGAGGAGGAUGAGGUAAGAGAGGAUGGGCCUGUAAGGUGUAGGAAUUUUGAUACGAGGAGGUAUUCAACUUCUAGCGCACUCAACCUAAAGCGCGAGCAAUUAAUUGAAGAUGAGAGACGCGGAUUUAUGUAUAUGGAGGAAGUUGAUAUAGCAGGCAACGAGAGAUUUUUGAAGGAGAAUGACGAGAAAAAGGAUGGAUUAUAUGGACCCGAAGACUUUUACGCUGGUGAUAUAGUGUGGGCCAAAGCAGGAAAGAAGGAGCCCUUUUGGCCGGCCAUUGUUAUCGAUCCAAUGUCUCAGGCGCCUGAGUUGGUCCUGAGGUCUUGUAUAGCUGAUGCAGCUUGUGUGAUGUUUCUUGGGUACUCUGCAAAUGAAAGUCAAAGGGACUAUGCAUGGGUGAAGUAUGGGAUGAUUUUCCCAUUUAUAGAUUAUGUAGACAGGUUUCAGGGACAGGUGGAAUUGAGUUACUAUAACCCUUCUGAUUUCCAAGUAGCAAUAGAAGAGGCAUUCUUGGCAGAUCGGGGAUUUACAGAGAAGUUGAUAGCAGAUAUAAAUUUAGCUGCUGGCAACACAGGGUUCGAUGAAACCUUUCCAAAAGGCAUACAAGAGGCCCCUGGUGCAAAGCAGUAUGCAGGAUAUCACUUCCUGAGCCAGGAAUUUUUUGAUAAGAGGAAAGAGACACGGCCCUGUGAAGCUUGUGGCUUGGAUCUUCCUUUCAAAACGUCAAAGAAAACAAAGGAAUCAACCCCUGGUGGUCAAAUUUUAUGUAAAACAUGCGCUAGGUUAACAAAAUCAAAACAUUAUUGUGGCAUAUGCAAGAAAAUUUGGAAUCAUUCAGAUAGUGGAAGCUGGGUGCGCUGUGAUGGAUGUAAAGUUUGGGUGCAUGCAGAAUGUGACAAAAUUUCCAGCAACCUUUUCAAGAAUCUUGGAGGAACUGAUUAUUACUGCCCGACGUGUAAAGCAAAGUUUGAUUUUGAGUUAUCCGAUUCAGAAAAGUCACAGCCAAAAGUCAAAUGGAACAAGAACAAUGGGCAGCUAGUGCUGCCAAACAAAGUUACUGUUCUCUGCAAUGGUGUGGAAGGCAUUUAUUUUCCCAGCCUUCACUUAGUUGUGUGCAAGUGUGGUUUUUGCGGGACAGAGAAGCAAGCCCUUAGUGAAUGGGAACGGCACACGGGUUCCAAAUCAAGAAAUUGGAGAACAAGUGUUAGGGUGAAAGGCUCUAUGCUCCCGUUGGAACAAUGGAUGUUGCAGCUGGCAGAAUUUCAUGCAAAUGCUCAAGUUUCUGUCAAACCUAAAAAGCCUUCAUUAAAAGAAAGGAAGCAGAAGUUGCUCGCAUUUUUGCAAGAGAAGUAUGAACCAGUUUAUGCUAAGUGGACAACAGAACGGUGUGCUGUGUGUAGAUGGGUUGAAGAUUGGGACUAUAAUAAAAUUAUCAUUUGCAACAGAUGUCAAAUAGCUGUUCAUCAAGAGUGCUAUGGAGCAAGAAAUGUUCGAGACUUCACAUCGUGGGUUUGUAAAGCUUGUGAAACACCUGACAUGAAACGGGAGUGUUGUCUUUGUCCUGUAAAGGGUGGUGCACUAAAGCCAACCGAUGUGGACACACUAUGGGUUCAUGUCACUUGUGCUUGGUUUCGACCUGAAGUCUCUUUUGCAAGUGAUGAAAAGAUGGAGCCUGCUUUGGGAAUUCUGAGUAUUCCGUCUAAUUCUUUUGUGAAGAUUUGUGUUAUAUGUAAGCAAAUUCAUGGUUCAUGUACACAAUGUUGCAAGUGUUCCACUUAUUUUCACGCCAUGUGUGCGUCGAGGGCUGGAUAUCGCAUGGAGUUGCAUUGUUCGGAGAAAAAUGGUAGGCAGACAACAAAAAUGGUUUCUUAUUGUGCAUAUCACAGGGCUCCAAAUCCAGACACUGUUUUGAUUAUGCAAACCCCUCUUGGAGUUAUUUCUACCAGAAGCCUUCUCCAAAAUAAGAAAAAAUCUGGGUCAAGGUUAAUUUCAUCUAAUAGAAUAAAGCUAGAAGACACUCCUGUAGAGAACAAUGAGGAUGAACCAUUUUCUGCCGCAAGGUGCCGUGUCUUUCAAAGAACAAAUCUCGGCAAAAAGAGAGCAGCGGAUGAAGCCAUUUCUCAUCAAGUUAAAGGUCACUGCCAUCAUCCUUUAGACACUAUACAGAGAUUAAAUGCAUACAGGAUAAUGGAGGAGCCUCCAACAUUUUCUUCUUUUAGAGAACGUUUGGACUACUUACAGAGAACCGAAAAUGAACGCGUUUGCUUUGGUAGAUCGGGGAUACAUGGAUGGGGCCUCUUUGCACGUAGAAAUAUACAAGAAGGAGAAAUGGUUCUUGAAUAUCGCGGUGAACAAGUGAGACGCAGCAUUGCUGAUCUGAGGGAGGCGCAUUAUAAGAUAGAAGGCAAAGAUUGCUAUCUUUUUAAAAUAAGUGAAGAAGUGGUGGUAGAUGCCACUGACAAAGGAAAUAUUGCCCGGCUUAUCAACCAUUCGUGUAUGCCGAAUUGCUAUGCAAGAAUUAUGAGUGUGGGUGAUGAUGAGAGCCGUAUUGUACUCAUCGCGAAGACCAAUGUUCUCGCUGGUGAUGAACUAACGUAUGACUACUUGUUUGAUCCCGAUGAGCCAGAUGAAAACAAAGUGCCAUGUUUGUGUAAAGCUCCAAAUUGCCGGAAAUUCAUGAACUAGUAAAUAUAGAUGAUGAUACCUUGAUAGAACAUUUGCUGGGUCACUUUCCAAAAGUUAGCUUAUGAGGUUAGUUCAUAUUACACUCCUAUUGUUUCUCCGCAAGGAUCACUAACCCUUCCAUCCCUCUUCGGCGGGUCUUUUACAGUUUAUACGCAAUUUGUAAUUCUGAUCAAGUCUAAAAGCAAAAAAUUAGAAAAAUGUGUGUUUAUCUUCUCUCUCUCUCUUUUUCCCCUUAGACAUUCAUUGAAGCCUAAUAAAAGCUAUAGAUUUAGCAGCUUUUGGCUCCUGGUGUCUCUGUAAAUGUCUUAGAAAUGAUUACCUUAUUCUCACA
Molecule: messenger RNA, 4416 nt
Organism: Prosopis cineraria
Lineage: Eukaryota; Viridiplantae; Streptophyta; Magnoliopsida; Fabales; Fabaceae
Product: histone-lysine N-methyltransferase ATX5
Exons: 23
Coding region: 828-4085 (1085 amino acids)
Biological process (GO): regulation of transcription by RNA polymerase II
Molecular function (GO): protein binding
Source: RefSeq, a predicted model, not a curated record